AUGGCCAGCAAGCCUUCACGCCGCGCUCAGCUUCGCGGCGCCGCGAGUGCGCCCCCCAGUGAAGGCACCGCGGGAGCAGCGCUUCCGCCUUCGCUGUUCGCUAAGGGCCCCUUCCCCUUCCGCGCUGCCCUCCUCGCCUCCGCCGCCCCCGACUCGCUUCCGCCAGGCCCUAGCGGGGCAGCGCAGCCGGCGGGCGUCGAGACGGCGGACGGCGGUCGCACUGUCACCGCUCGCUGCGCCGAGGGCGCGGAGGGGAGGGGCGAGAGUGAAGGCAGCGACGGGUUGGGCGGUCCGAGGCGAGGGCUGACGUGUUCGUGUUGCGGAGAGACGUUUGAUGACGUGGCAGAACAGCGCGCGCACUUCAAGAGCGACUGGCACCGCCUCAACGUCAAGCGCCGCGCAUGUGGGCGCGCAGUGCUGUCAGAGGACGCCUUCGCCGCGCUGCUGGACGCCAGGCGCGCGGGGGAGGGCGGGGGGGAGGCGGAGGGGGAAGGGGGAAGGCGCAGGGGCGGGCAGGGCAGUGCGAAUUCCUUGGGCGCUGUUGUGAGGGGCGGGGCGGGCGGGGCAGCGGAGCAUCAGGGGGAGGGGGGAGGCGAGGAGGACGAUGAUUGGUCGAGCAUUUCGGGGUCGGAGGACGAGGAGGGAGGGGACGACGCGGACGAGGAGCAGCAGCAGCAAGCGGGGGGGGAGGGCAGGGCGGCAGGGGCGGGGCGGGGGGCGAAGGUGCACUUCGUGCUGCCCCACACGGGCGUCACUUUCGCCCUCUGGCGCGCGCUCUUCCCCCCAGGUGCGCUCUUCCCCCCAGGUGCGCUCUUCCCCCCCCCCGGUACCCACCUCCCCACUGUGCCCACCUGCCACCUCCACGAGGAGGGCGCGGACCUGCUGCAGGCGCUCGUGGCGCUGGGGGAGGGCGCAGGGGGGGCGCACGGGGGAGCACUCAGAGGAGGGGGGGAGGGAAGCGCGGAGGCUGGGGACACGGAUGGGGGAAGGAGCAGGAGGUGCGGGGGGGUGGAUUCAUUGAGGGGCACGGCAGGCGGUGGUGCAGCACAGGAGGUGAUGGCUGUUGCCGUGGCUGCUCACGAGGCUGGUGGGCCUCACCACCCACCAUCACGUCUCUCGCCGCCUUGCUUUCGUGUUUUCCUUGCAUCCAUGCCCUCAACUAACGCCUUCCUUCCCCCCGAUUCCUCUUCCUCCCCUCCCCCUUCGCGCCCGCAGGACAUCCGCGCCUUGCUGCAGCAGUGGCAGCCCUACCUGGCGCGAGCACAGUUUAUCUUCGUGCACGCCACCGCUCCCAACCGCGCUGCACUCUUCGGCACGGCGGCAGAGGCGCAUGCGAGUCGGGGCACAGCAGCGGGGGCGGGGGCGGUGCUGGCGGUGCGCGACCCGCGUGUGCGGCGGGUGCCCUUCCCCGUGCGCCGCCCCACCGUCAAGGAGGCGCUGCGCGUGGCGCACUCGCUGGCGCACGUGCACGUGCUGGGGGGGCCGCGCAGGGCCGAGGGUGGCGCGCACGGGGAGGUGGCGGUGGGUUGUGGGCAGGAGGGCGCGCUGGGCAACCAUGCGGAGGUGACUCGGCUGCUGCAGCAGGGCGAUGACCCCACGCAGCGGGACGGCAGGGGGCGAGUGGCGUACGUGGUGGCGGCUAACAAGGCCACAAGGGACGCCUUCCGUCGCCACAUGGCGCUGCAUCCCCACCAGUGGGACUGGCACGCCGCUGCCGUUCCCUCCGCGCUCACUGAGGAGCUCGAGGCGUCCCAGGCCGCCCGGCAGGCGGAGAAGGAAGCAAAGAAGAAAGCAAAGGAGAAGGAGAGGAGGCAGAGGAAGAAGCAGGAGGAGAGGGAACGCAAGCAGCAAGCCCUCCACCAGUGCGCGCCAUCAGCGCCAUCGCCAGCACCCGCAUUGCCUGCGGAGACU
This is a messenger RNA of Closterium sp. Yama58-4, 1911 nucleotides long. The record is from the annotation of a GenBank genome assembly. NCBI's taxonomy places the organism in Eukaryota, Viridiplantae, Streptophyta, Zygnematophyceae, Desmidiales, Closteriaceae.